CACCGGGGGUGCUGCUGCCGACACCGGAGCCGCUGCUGCCGACACCCGAGCUGCUGUUACCGACACCGGAGCUGCGGCUGCACCCACAGCUUGAGCUCCUGCCCGGCCCCGGAGCUGCUCCGACCUCGGGAGCUGCGGCUGCUGCGGACACGGGAGCUCCCCCGACACGGGAGCUGCUGUUACCGACACCGGAGCCGCUGCCGGCCCCGCUCCGCUCCCGCAGGAUCCCGCUCGCCCUCGGCCCCGCCUGAGCGCAGUCUGGAGAUGCUCCAUCCUGCCUGCAGCCCUCGGCUCCCCAGGAAACCUCUGAUCAGAGCUGGCUUCUAGGAGAGACCCCGGCCCGCAGUCCCAUGUCAGCGCCCUGACCCCAGAGCCCCCGCUGGCCGCUCUCAGUACAAUCAGACUAUGCCCACCUUCGGGAAACCCUGCUCAGAGUGACCAGAGGACGAGAUUUGGCUGUGGGGGGAAAACACCAGCUCCAAGCCAAGCUGGAGAACCUAGAGCAGGUCCUGAAGCACAUGCGAGAGGCUGCGGAGCGGCGGCAACAGCUGGAGCUGGAGCAUGAGCAAGCACUGGCUGUCCUCAACGCCAAACAGCAGGAGAUCGAGCUGCUGCAGAAGGCUCAGGUUGAAGCCAAGAAGGAACAUGAAGGAGCAGUUCAGUUGUUAGAGGCCAAGGUGCGGGAGCUGGAGCAGAAAUGCCGGACGCAGAGCGAGCAGUUUAAGCUGCUGUCGCGGGAGCUGGAGCGGUUCCGGCAGCAGGCGGGCACCAUCGAGCUCCUGGGCACCUCCUCCUCCUCCUCCUCCUCCUCGCUGGCCCCGCCGGGGCCCCCCGGGAAAGCCCUGGCACAGCUGAUGAACGGCAUCGCCACCUCCAUCGGAAAAGGCCACGAGAGCCCCUCUGGAAGUCGCUGUGUGAUCUCAGAGUUCAUCAGACCCCUGCAGGUCUCUGGGGACAAACCAGAGCAGCUGUCUGUCAAACCCACCUUCCUGUCCAAGGCCAGGGCUGGCACCCCAAGAUGCAGAUUUGAUUCAGACAUGGAUAAUGAUCAGAAUUCCAAUACCUCAAAGCAGAGAUAUUCUGGGAAAGUCCAUCUUUGCAUUGCCCGCUACAGCUACAACCCCUUCGAUGGCCCCAACGAGAACCCCGAGGCCGAGCUGCCUCUCACGGCAGGGAAGUACCUCUAUGUGUACGGGGACAUGGAUGAGGAUGGCUUCUAUGAAGGAGAGCUUCUGGACGGGCAGCGGGGGCUGGUGCCCUCCAACUUCGUGGACUUUGUGCAGGACAGCGAGGCGCGGCUGUCGAGCGCCGCUGGUGCCGCCCGGCUGGGGCACCGUCAGCAGCUACAACGUGCUGGUGGACAAGGAGGUGCGGAUGAACAUCGCCCUGGGCAGCAGGACCAAAGCCCUGAUAGAGAAGCUCAACACCUCCGCCUGCACCUACAGGAUAUCCAUCCAGAGCAUCACCAGCAAGGGCAGCUCCGACGAGCUGCAGUGCACCUUGCUGGUGGGCAAGGACGUCAUCGUGGCCCCCUCCAACCUGCGCGUGGACAACAUCACCCAGAUCUCUGCCGAGCUCUCCUGGCUGCCCACCAACAGCAACUACAGCCACGUCAUCUUCCUCAACGAGGAGGAGUUUGACAUUGUCAAGGCUGCUAGCUACAAGUACCAUUUUUUUAAUUUGAAGCCCAACAUGGCCUACAAGGUGAAGGUGAUGGCAAAGCCCCACCAGAUGCCCUGGCAGCUUCCCUUGGAGCAACGAGAGAAAAAGGAAGCCUUUGUGGAAUUUUCUACGUUGCCAGCAGCCUGGUGCCUCCGCCCCCCCAGCCCCGCACUGCUCCCAAAGCCAAGCCAUUAGCAAGUGCCGGAGCCCCAGAAACCAAAGAAGAACAUUUCGGGCCGCAUUUCAAGCGGGAUGAGUCCUGGGAGCAGACUCGCUCGGUGUCCCCCGGGCACGGACACAUGCUGGAGCCACCCGCCUUCCACGGCCCCCUCCAGGGCAGGAGGUCUCCGUCCCCCAACAGGAUCCUGCCCCAGCCUCAAGGCACUCCGGUCCCCAACACCGUCGCUAAAGCCAUGGCGAGGGAAGCUGCGCAGAGGGUGGCCGAGAGCAACAGGAUGGUGAGGAGGAGAGUUUAUGCUCACUACUGCCUGGGGGACGAGUACCACACGGAGAGCAGCCGCGGCUCGGACCUGUCCGACAUCCUGGAGGAGGAUGAGGAGGAGCUCUACUCCGAGAUGCAGCUGGAGGAGGGCGGGCGGCGGCGCCUGAGCCUGGGCUCGCACGGCACGCUCAAGCUUUUAGGUAACCCAGCCUCUGCAGGACGGCCUGACAGGGUGGAGCAUGCGGGGCGAAGGUCCUCCCAUGGCAGUGCAGUGCCACAAAGGUCUCGGCCCCUGCUGGUCCCCUCCAUUGAUGGCUACGGUGGCCACGACCGCCUCUCCCCAGACCUGUACGAGGAGUCUGAGACAGACCCUGGCACAGAAGACCUUUCCACUCGAAUCUUUGUUGCACUUUUUGACUACGACCCGCUGACCAUGUCCCCGAACCCCGAUGCUGCAGAGGAGGAGCUGCCCUUCAAGGAGGGACAGAUCAUUAAGGUUUAUGGGGACAAAGAUGCUGAUGGGUUUUACCGUGGAGAAACCUGUGCAAGAGUUGGCCUUAUCCCCUGUAACAUGGUCUCUGAGAUACAGGCAGAUGAUGAAGAGAUGAUGGAUCAGCUCCUUAAACAAGGUUUCCUUCCCUUGAACACUCCAAUUGAGAAAAUAGAGCCCCGUGGCCGGCGCGGGGGCCGGCAGCAGCCGCUGACCACUCGCAGGAUGGUGGCUCUCUACGACUACGACCCCAGGGAGAGCUCCCCCAACGUGGAUGUGGAGGCCGAGCUGACCUUCUGCACUGGGGACAUCAUCACUGUCUUUGGUGAAAUCGAUGAAGAUGGAUUUUACUAUGGGGAGCUCAAUGGACACAAGGGGCUGGUUCCUUCCAACUUCCUCGAAGAAGUGCCUGACGAUGUGGAAGUGUUUCUCUCGGACGCGCCCGCGCGCUACGCCCACGACGCGCCCAUGCGAGCCAAGGCCAAAAGGGUUCCUCCCGAGAAUACAGGUACCUCCCGGAGAGCACCUUCCCCCACAGUUCAUCUCCAUUCCGGGUCUCCUCCGUCUCCUGUGCUGGGCUCUGGGAGCCCCGGCAGAGGCAGGGAUAUGGCCUCGAAAAAGAAAAAGGGGCUGCUUUCCAAAGGCAAGAAACUGCUGAAAAGGCUUGGUGCAGUGAAAUGAGUCAUGUGCUCCUGGACAACUUGUAAAGCUUCCAGUCUGUGUACUUUUUUUUUUUUUUAAAGUCAAAACUAGGGCUUUCAUGACUAUGCAGUACUUUACCAGACCGUUGCAUUUUUAACUCUGACAUCAAUAGAGUCAUGCCAAUUGCUUAAUCAAAACAGCAAGGAAAAAAGGUAAAUGCAUUUGUUGUUGCAAAAACAUUUUUUAAAAAGUAAAAAAAAAAAAAAAAAGGCAAAAAAAAAAGGUUAUGGGCUUAAGACCAGAAGAACAUGGUUUUAUUUGAAGACAUCUCAACACCUGCAACUCCAUUGGAAAAAUCUCAGCCUUUAUUCUCCUUUAACCAUGAGUGGGGGGAGAAAACUCAAUCACUAAUUGCUAAGUUCAGAGAGAUCACCCCACUGGAUCCACUCAUUAACAAAAAUGGUCUUGAAACUCCUAGUUGAAUCAGCCUUGAUGUUUUGCCUUAUUACUGCACAAUGAUUUGUACUGUCUAAUAAAUAUGCAGCGUAUACUUUGUAUGUACUGUGUAUGCAGCUGUGUCCAUCCUCCCUGCACCAGUAGCUCCAGGUGAACACUGGGACUGCCCCAGCCCUGUCUGAUGGACUCCUGGCAGUGUGCAAGUGCUGUGCUAAACCCUUCUCAGUUUUGGUCCCCCAGUAAAAACCACACCCUCUACUGGUUUGCCAUUCUCGCUCCAGGGGAACCAGGCAGUGCAAGUUACUCAGAACCUCACCCCAUUUCAAUCUCCAGUUCUGGGGUUCCUGGUUCCCUGUUCUAAGCUAUGGGAAAAAACCAACUGCACACCAAAAGCCCUUUAGUCCCUGUUUUUUUCCGUGGAGGUUCAGUCCUAGGUUAAAAGGCAUUUUCAUUCUGCUGCUGUCAGAUUGAGGCAAGUCCAUCUGCAGUGAAAGGACAAAGUGUUCCAGCCACAGCCCCACGAGGCUGCACCAGGCUCUAUCACCCCCCAACUGCAACAUUGGCAUAUCACAAAAACCAAUCCUCCACACUGAUGGCAGUCAUUGGCUGUUACUAUUUUGUAAUUCUUGUCCAUUUGUAAAUUGUUUUUACUGUUUAUACAUACUUUUCAGACUGCCUUUCUUUUUGUAAUUUACGGAAGGUUUAUAAAUGAAUGAUCAAAGCUUCCCCAUUGUGUCUUCAGAUAACAAUGUAAAUUACUGUAAAAUACUGUGUGCUAGAUUAUAACAUUUAAUUAAAGAAAAUAACUGGCCUACAUUUGUGGUAAAGUACCGUGUGGGUGUGUGCAUGUGUACAAUCGUUGUGUAUUAUAUUUUAUAUAAAUAAAUAAUUUGAUAUUU
Zonotrichia albicollis (white-throated sparrow) is the source of this 4591-nucleotide messenger RNA. Lineage: Eukaryota; Metazoa; Chordata; Aves; Passeriformes; Passerellidae. The record is from RefSeq and is a predicted model, not a curated record.